AUGAAUUCGGUUUUCGUUUUCGGGCUUCUUAUCGGGGCAGUUUUUGCUUGGCCCGCCUGGCAUGGACCAGAGGUCGCUGCCGCUGAGGGAGGGAGCUGCGAAGGCUACCAUCUCGUCGCCGAAGAAGCCAAAGAUCCAAAAGUUCGCCAGGUUGCCAAAAUCCUAGCCGGCAUCGUCUGCGACGCCGACGGUGACACCAUCAAAAAAUAUAAUGACCUUGGAAACUGUGUUGCCGAGCUGGACCCGGAGGAUCCUCGUCUUCUCAAGGGUUGCGCGGCGGUUGUUGACGACGACGAGUCUGUCUGCGAAAACACCGCCCAGGCCAUCCACUGUCAAAUGGAGAACACGUUGUCUGUCUGCGGACGGCCCGACGACAUGGCCUUCCUGGCCCGAUUCAUGCAGAUUGGGUGGCUCGUGGUGGAACACCCUGAAGAAAUCGCGGAGUGUGCCCCCGCAAUCGAGGCAAUGUUCGAAAAGGCUGCGGCUCAA
Molecule: messenger RNA, 489 nt
Organism: Mesorhabditis spiculigera
Lineage: Eukaryota; Metazoa; Nematoda; Chromadorea; Rhabditida; Rhabditidae
Source: the annotation of a GenBank genome assembly